Molecule: messenger RNA, 732 nt
Organism: Cajanus cajan (pigeon pea)
Lineage: Eukaryota; Viridiplantae; Streptophyta; Magnoliopsida; Fabales; Fabaceae
Product: thioredoxin H1
Source: RefSeq, a predicted model, not a curated record
AUCCAAAUCAUAGAGCCUCUUCUCCUUUCGACUUAACUCUCAUUCAUAGAGGCUCAUAAGCAAUUUUUGUUUAUCAUUCAUAGAAGAUGGAACCAUUGACCAGGGUUGGAUCCAACCACUUUGGCUUUGGCUUUGGCUUUGGCAUGGCCUAUGGUGGUAGAUCAUCCGAGUCAUCUCAAGUCCUUACCAUCCAUACCGCUGCUAAAUGGAAUGCUUACUUUGAUGCACUGAAACAAACAAACAAGUUGAUGGUGAUUGAUUUCACUGCUUCAUGGUGUGGGCCUUGCAAACUCAUGGACCCAGUAAUCCAAGAUUAUGCUGCAAAAUACAAAGAUGUUGAGUUUGUCAAGAUUGAUGUGGAUGAACUAAUGGACGUAUCUCAAUAUUUCGAGGUACAGACAAUGCCAACUUUCAUGCUGAUUAAGAAAGGCAAAGUUGCUGAUAAAGUGGUGGGAGUAAAAAAGGAGGAGCUACAAAGGGUGAUUGAGCAACACAGAAAUUAAGUGUUCAAUCAUGCACUAUAAAAUAAUAAAAUCAGCAAGGCUCUUCAGUAUAUUUUACCUUGUCCAUUGCAAGGAAAUUAAUGAGGAAGAAAAACCAUAAGAUGCUGUUUUUUUUUUUUUUUAUGAGAUCUGAAUAAGUUGGUACCAUUACCAUUAUUUUCAACUAAAGACAAGUGUCAUGAUUGUUUAAUACUCACCAUCACAAUUUAAUAUUUCGACCUAUUUGUAA